Hippocampus zosterae (dwarf seahorse) is the source of this 2142-nucleotide messenger RNA. It is a transcript of the gene zdhhc16a, whose product is annotated as zinc finger DHHC-type palmitoyltransferase 16a. Lineage: Eukaryota; Metazoa; Chordata; Actinopteri; Syngnathiformes; Syngnathidae. Gene Ontology annotation, biological process: protein palmitoylation. The transcript has 10 exons. Bases 140 to 1429 code for a protein of 429 amino acids. The record is from RefSeq and is a predicted model, not a curated record. Gene Ontology annotation, molecular function: palmitoyltransferase activity. Gene Ontology annotation, cellular component: Golgi apparatus.
CUCUCGCGCAUGCGCACCAGCUCAGCAGCUCAAGCUCCAGCUCAACUAUCACACGAGCUGAUUUUUAUCCGGCAACCCGUUGUUUUUUUAAUGUCAAUAAUCCGGGUUUGGUCGCCCUUUUGAAAAUGUCGAUUGGAGGAUGUAUUUCACCAGGUUUUUCAUUCAUAAAAAAGUGACUGGUUGUUCCAAGUGCAGGAUGCGGCGGCGGUGGUGUCCGGGCUCUCUCGUGCACCUGUUGCGCUGGAUGCUGUUGCGGCUGUGUCCCAGGAGACGAGGAUGCCAGCUGCCUCUGUGGAUGUUGAAAAUACAGGCCUACUUGAAACUAUUACUGCACUCGCUUUAUUAUAACUCGCUCACAGAUUCAAAUGUGGUUUUUGACUCUUUGUUUGAGCCUUUGUUAUGGACUGUGGAUUAUCUUACACGCUCGUUUGGCUUGGUGUUUGUGUGGAUGGUGGUCGUACUGACCAGCUCCAUCUUGCUGGUCGCCUACGUCGUCCUUUUGCCUAAUGCACUCAGGACAUAUCCUACCGCAUGGCUAGUCUGGCACCUUUGUUACGGACACUGGAACCUAGUCAUGAUCGUCUUUCAUUACUACAAGGCCGUCAAGACUGCCCCAGGGCACCCGCCUGCUGAAAAAAAUGACAUUCCCUUUGUAUCUGUCUGCAAAAAAUGUGUCAUUCCGAAACCAGCGAGAGCGCAUCACUGCGGUAUCUGCAACAGGUGUAUUCUCAAAAUGGACCAUCACUGUCGUAUCCUUUCUCACGUCCAAUGUGUAAACUCCCACAGUGGCACAAGAGUCGUUUUCAUACUUAGUGUCUUCCACUCAGCCUGGUUGAAUAAUUGCGUCGGUCAUUUGAAUCACCGUUAUUUCUUCUCCUUCUGCGUCUUCAUGACGUUGGGCUGUAUCUACUGCAGCUUGAGCGGCAGAAUCCGUUUCCUAGCUGCGUACAAUGCCCUUGAGCGUUUUAAGCAUUUGGAAAUGGAAAAAGCGGGGGUUCCCGUAACAGGGAUGGGACCUUUAAUAGGGCUUCUCCCCACUGGCCAGACUGACUAUGCCACACCUGCACCUCCAUACUCUUUGAAAGAAAAGAUCAUGGAUAAGGGCAUCAUCUACAUGUGGGUGCUCACCAGCACAGUAGCAGUGGUCUUGGGAAUACUGACCACGUGGCACGCACUUCUCAUAUCACGUGGUGAAACCAGCAUCGAGAGGCACACCAACUCAAAAGAAAAGAGUCGAAUGAAAAAAAUGGGACAGGUGUACAAAAACCCAUUCAACUACGGCAAGCUGCAUAACUGGAAAGUCUUCCUCGGUGUGGAGAAGAGAAGUCACUGGGUCACGCGUGUCCUGCUGCCCUCAGCUCACCUACCAUUCGGUGAUGGCCUGACGUGGGACAGCUACCCUAUCAAAAAAGAACCAAUACUAGUUUAAGCUGUCAAGAUGCUAUGUUAAAUUAAAUGGGGUACACGCACACAAUUUCCUCUCCCAAACCAGGUUUCUGCAUAGUACCAAGACUGACCUGUCAGAGGCCCUGGGGCAUACAGUUUUCUGAAAAAUCCAAAGAAGAAGAAACCUUUUACCUAAUCUGAUGACUGUUUUUUGUGGUGAAUGGCUUGUGAGACACAUUAUACAAACAUUCUACUCAAUCAGUUGCUCUUAUUUGUUUUUUUGCGACAAUGCAAUCUACAGGUUGCUUACUAAUUCGAUUUCAUGUCACAAUUGUGAUCUACCAAAAAUUCAACCUGCUUAAAAUUUACAACAGUCAGCCCCGACCGUUUUCUGAGCAGGCCAGGGAGCAAAAAAAUCACCCCAAACACAGAAACAGUUCAAAUUCGGCCCGGCUGAUCAGUAUGUGUGUACCCCAUUUUAAGGCUGGCUUCAAGAUGGAUCCUGGUGGAAGUAAAGAAAAUUGGGUGAUAACAACCUCGGAUACCUCAAAAACACUGUGGAAUCUAAUGGACUAUGAUAUUUUAUCAUUCACUUUGAUUGAAUUGAAGCCAAUAAUUUAAUGAUUUUUACUGCUCAUAUCCUUCCAGAACUAAUAUAGUACUUGACGUGCCAGAUAAACACCGCAGUAAAAUGUUUUUAUUUAUCGGUAUUGUUUUUAUUUGUUUAAAUUAAUAAAUCUUGUUUAAAUAACUACA